Danio aesculapii is the source of this 1527-nucleotide messenger RNA. It is a transcript of the gene gpr18, whose product is annotated as G protein-coupled receptor 18. The record is from RefSeq and is a predicted model, not a curated record. Gene Ontology annotation, cellular component: membrane. Gene Ontology annotation, biological process: phospholipase C-activating G protein-coupled receptor signaling pathway; positive regulation of Rho protein signal transduction. The transcript is spliced from 2 exons. Gene Ontology annotation, molecular function: G protein-coupled receptor activity. Bases 170 to 1159 code for a protein of 329 amino acids. NCBI's taxonomy places the organism in Eukaryota, Metazoa, Chordata, Actinopteri, Cypriniformes, Danionidae.
AGGGGCUUCACAGAAACCAAAAGAAAAAUUCUAAUCUAAAUAAAGACAUUGGCUUCAUAACUUCCUCUUUGUUAGAUCGAAGCUCGGCAGCAAUAGCACAUAGUCGUCACUCAUACAGCCCUCAAAACGGUAACGAUGCCAACAGGAUGGAUCUCUGAGGAAUUCCUUCAUGGACCAUAGCCCAACUUUGCCUGUGAACAUGGAGACUGAAGUUCCGCAAGUGUACCGGAUUGCCAGCCAAGUGUUUUACGGCAUUAUCUUCAUCAUAGGCACAGUGGUCAACCUGACAGCCCUCUGGGUCUUUGCCUUGACCACUAAAAGACGAAACUCCAUCACUGUUUACAUGAUCAAUGUCGCUUUGGUGGACCUGUUAUUUAUCUUACAGCUGCCCUUUCGAAUGGUCUACUACAGUCAAAACUACUGGCCCUUCGGGGACAUCUUCUGCAGGAUUAACGCAGCACUGACUGUGCUCUAUCCCUGCUUGGCCUUGUGGCUCUUUGCCCUCAUUAGCACAGACCGCUACGUGGCCAUAGUGCAGCCACGACACACACGAGAACUAAAAAGCAUCCAUAAAGCCUUGCUGUCAUGUGCAGGAGUCUGGAUCAUGACCCUGGGUAGCACGGCUCCACUCGUCUUUCUCGAAGAAGAUCCAGAUCGUGGAUCAAAUUUCACCACUUGCAUCAAGAUGCACGACAUCAUCUACUUGCGCCGUGACAACCCUGUCCACUUUGCACGAAUUGUCUUCUUCUUUCUGGUGCCGGUGUGCAUAAUGGUGGGCUGUUACAUUACCAUCGUGGAUAACCUCAUUCAUGGCCGCACAUCCAAACUGAAGCCCAAGGUAAAGCAGAAGUCCAUCAGGAUCAUCAUCACACUGAUCAUUCAGGUGCUCGUGUGUUUUGUGCCUUUCCACAUCUGUUUUGUUUCCAUGCUGCUGGACACAAAUGGAAAAGGGUACAACACCUGGGGUGCCUUCACCACCUUCCUGAUGAACUCCAGCACCGUGUUAGACAUUAUACUCUUCUACAUCGUGUCAAAGCAGUUUCAGGAUCGUGUGAUCAGUGUGAUCCUGUACAGGAACUAUUUGAGGAGCGUGCGCAGGAAGAGUCGUCACACCAACAGCGUUCGCUCGCUCAGUAACCUGACCAGUGCCAUGAUCUGAGGAAUAAUGCAGUGGGCAACAACAAUGAAAACUGAAUGUAAACAAGCUGGUGUUUGUAAUUAAAUAGCAGAUCAAGAUUUAAUUUGCGGGACGAGAUGAACAAUGUUAAAUCCAUGAAUCAAACUCUUUCUUUUUAAAUAUCAUGUGAGCACAAAGACAAAUUACAUGGUAUAGAUUCAUUGCAACUUGCUGGACAUUUGCAUAAAAUCAGUUUUGCUGCCGGAUAUACAACACCAACCAAGUAAACUGUUUGUGCUGGAAGUCACAGAAUGUGUUAACACGUCCUUUAAAACUGUUUGGUUUGUUGAUUUGUUGUUUUGAGUUUUUAAAAGGGAGUAAAAUUCAAGGUUUAAAUUUGGAUGAUACAA